This is a messenger RNA of Striga hermonthica, 2271 nucleotides long. The record is from the annotation of a GenBank genome assembly. Lineage: Eukaryota; Viridiplantae; Streptophyta; Magnoliopsida; Lamiales; Orobanchaceae.
AUGGGCGUUGAACGACCGGAGUGGUUGCCGGCUGGCUGGAGUGUUCGCGUCAAAGUUCGGGACACUGGAAAGAAAGACAAGUAUUAUGUCAAUUCCUCAAAGGGCAUCACGUUAAGCUCGAAACCGGAGGUGCUUCGGUAUCUAAAAUGUUCCGGAAAAGAUGUUGGAAAAGAUGUGAAACUGAAAGGUUCUGGAAAAGAUGGGAAACCAAAGGAAGUGACUAAGAGUAACAUCCAAAAGACUGUUGCGGAUAACUUACCUCCAGGGUGGAUUAAGGAAGUAAGAUCCAGAAAGACGGGUAGCAAGACAAAGAGUGACAAGUAUUAUAUUGACCCCAUCAGCGGACGACAAUUCCGCUCCAUGCAAGAAGUUUUUCGGUACCUUGAGUCAAAGGAUUUGGGGGAGCACGCCAAGUCAACGCCUGAUGACCGAGAUCAUGUCAGUUUGAAGUUGGGAUACGACUCUAAAUCUUCAUCUGGUGGAACCAAAGGACAGAGAUUGACUGACAAGAACGCUGAUAAGAGUUUAACUGGCAAACGGAGUGUAAAGUCAGGAUCGAGAUUUGCAGUUGGUUUAAAAGAUGGUUCGAAGGAACAUGUAAGUAUGCCAACAGAGCAAGGAGGAGAUGAUGAUACAGAUCCCGAGCUUUCUGAUAAACUUGUGGACCUAGUUGAAAAACUUGCAGAUAGAAAGCGUAGAAGAAAGAAAUUGGCUGACAGCAGAGUGGAUAAAAGUGCUGAUGAAGAUCAGAGAUCAAAAUCAGAUCAGAGAUCAAAAUCAGGGUCAAAAGUUGAAAACCAAGAUAUGCCUAUUCAAGAGCACGGAGAUAGCAAACGCGGCUGUGUGGGUGGGGAUCUCCCACAUAAGCUGCCACAAGUAAAUGCAAAUGAUCAAGUUGAAGGUGAAGGUGGAAGAAGACGAAGUAUGAGACUGUCAGUCAGAAAACAGAAAGAUAAGUCCUUACGAUCAGGCUCGGGAGGGCCUGCCAAGAAAGUUAUUAUUCCAUCUGAGAGCAAUAUGUUGGAGGAAAAAGAAAAGGAAAAUAACUCCACAGGCGACGGUAAACAACAGCACGAAAGCCCAUCAUACAACAAGAAGAGAAAAACCCUAAAUAACAAAUCGGCAAGCGACUUGCCACAUAGAAAGCCAAAAAGAGUCGCUCGUGAGGAAAUCAAUCUUUCAUCACAAUCCCCCGAAAUUAAGACGAGCAACCAAUCCGGUGCACUUGUAUCCUCGCUGCCAGCUGGCAAAUUGGAAGAAGUUACUGCCACCAAAAACAACAUUGGUAGAUCUGGGCCUUCGGAAAAGAAACAGAUUGGCACCACUGCCCGUAAAAACUCAAAUGAGCAUAAUCAUUCGAGAUGUGCACUGGAAUUUUAUUCGACCAAAAGUGAGGAAAAGCCUAAUGAACCCUCUCUGCCAGCUGGCGAGCUGGAAGUUACUACUGCCAAAAACAAGAUUGGCAGAUCUGGGCCUUCCAACAAGCCACAGAUUGGCACCACCGCCCACGAAAACUCAAAGGACCAUAAUCAUUCAAAAUGCGGGCAGGAAAAUUCAACCAAAAAUGAGGAAAAGCCUAAUAAACCUUCUCCGCCAGCUGGUGAGUUGGAAGUUACUACAGCCAAAAACAAUAUUGGCAGAUCUGGGCCUCCCAACAAGUCACAGAUUGGCACCACCGCCCACAAAAACUCAAAAGAGAAUAAUCAUUCGAAAUGCGGGCCAGAAAAUUCGACUAAAAAUGAGGAAAAGCCUGUUAUUAGUCAUGACGGCAAGGAGGAUGAAAACCCUUGUCAAAAGCCUGAAAUGAAACCCCAAUCCGCACUGAACGACCUGCUGAGGGAUCCUUGCAUUGAAUUUGCCGUCAAAACCUUAACUGGCGCAAUUCCCAUUGAGGAAGUGAAUAAAGUUUGUGGAAAUCCAGUUUCUUCUUCUUCUCUGUCUCCGCCUCAUGGAUCUUCAACUUUGUCUUCUAAUAAGUCGGCUUGUGGAAAUAUUUGGGCCGACCCUUGUUUUGAAUUUGCCGCGAAAAUACUCACAGGUGAGGUUCCUGUGAAGGAGGACGGCUCACAAAUUCGUAUCGCAUUUCAGCAGCCUCGAGACCCGUCUUUAGAUAAUGUCUACCCUUUGGAUACUUUUAGCCAAUUCGCUGGCGUGAAAAAUGCCUGGGAAAGGCAACAAGGUGUAAAAGAUCCUUCUCUUGCUCGUGCCGUGAAUGAUGGUCGUGGUAGCUCGUAUGGCUGUGGGCUGCUGUCAAAGGACACCAAGCUGUAG